This is a messenger RNA of Cebus imitator (Panamanian white-faced capuchin), 4391 nucleotides long. It is a transcript of the gene UBAP2, whose product is annotated as ubiquitin associated protein 2. The record is from RefSeq and is a predicted model, not a curated record. Gene Ontology annotation, molecular function: protein binding. Gene Ontology annotation, cellular component: nucleus; cytoplasm. The transcript is spliced from 30 exons. Lineage: Eukaryota; Metazoa; Chordata; Mammalia; Primates; Cebidae. Bases 326 to 3574 code for a protein of 1082 amino acids.
UUCGCCCGUGACGUGGGGUCACGUGACGGGUUGGGCAGCCUGUGCCGCCGCCGCCGCUUUGUAAGAGGCACAUUGGCAGGUAACGAGCGGCGGCGGCGGCAGCAAGUCUUGAGUCCACCGAGAGCAGCAGCGAUUUUCUAUUUUGUACAUACGUUAGUUUGUAUAUACUGUAUAUUAUGAUGACUUCAAUGAGCAGUGACCAUUGUCGUGGUGCUCGGGAAAAACCACAGAUUUCAGCACAGUCAGUACAACCACAGAAACAAGUGGCACAGCUGUACCGACCUCUUGACACUUCCUAGAGCUCAGCCUGGCAACAGCUGAACAGAUGCGUCUCGCUCAAGUGAUCUUUGAUAAGAAUGAUUCGGAUUUUGAAGCUAAAGUUAAGCAGCUUAUGGAAGUGACGGGGAAAAAUCAGGAUGAAUGCAUAGUGGCCCUACAUGAUUGUAAUGGAGAUGUGAACAAAGCUAUCAAUAUAUUGCUGGAAGGGAAUUCAGACACAACUUCAUGGGAGACUGUAGUGGGGAAGAAGAAGAAUUUUGCAAAAGAAAAUUCAGAAAACAAAGAGAAUAGAGAGAAGAAAAGCGAGAAAGAAUCAGUUCGUGGACGUGGAAACAACAACCGGAAAGGAAGAGGUGGCAAUCGUGGCAGAGAAUUUAGAGGUGAAGAAAAUGGAAUUGAUUCCAAUCAAGUGGACAGGCCUUCAGAUCGUGGCAAGCGAGUCCGAGGUAGAGGAUUUGGACGUGGCAGAGGGAGAGGGGCAGGAAGGUUCUCAACCCAAGGCAUGGGGACAUUUAAUCCUGCGGACUAUUCAGAUUCUACAUCUACAGAUGUAUGUGGGACAAAACUAGUGGUUUGGGAAGCUGCUCAGAAUGGUGCAGAUGUGGGAACUGAACUGGCAUCAAAUUCUCACAACAUAGCUCAGGAUCUGCCAAACAAAAGUUCUUAUGGACUCAAAGGGGCUUGGAAGAAUUCUGUGGAAGAGUGGACAACAGAAGACUGGACUGAAGAUCUUUCUGAAACAAAGGUCUUCACUGCCUCAUCUGCUCCAGCAGAGAAUCACAUCUCACCUGGACAAAGCAUUGAUCUGGUAGCCUUGCUCCAGAAGCCUGUUCCUCACAGUCAAGCUUCAGAAGCCAGCUCCUUUGAAACUUCCCAACAGCAGGGCUUUGGCCAAGCCCUUGUCUUCACAAACUCGCAACACAACAAUCAGAUGGCACCAGGGACUGGCAGCUCCACUGCUGUCAACACCUAUUCUCCUCAGAGCCUGUCAUCCGUCCUUGGCUCAGGAUUUGGAGAGCUUGCACCACCAAAAAUGGCAAACAUCACAAGCUCCCAGAUUUUGGACCAGAUGAAAGCUCCAAGUUUGGGCCAGUUUACCACCACCCCAAGUACACAGCAGAACAGUGCAAGUCACCCUGCAACUACUACUUCUUGGGACCUCAAGCCCCCAACAUCCCAGCCCUCAGUCCUCAGUCAUUUUGACUUCAAAUCUCAACCUGAGCCAUCCCCAGUUCUUAGCCAGUUAAGCCAGCGACAGCAGCACCAGAGCCAGGCAGUCACUGUUCCUCCUCCUGGUUUGGAGUCCUUUACAUCCCAGGCAAAACGUCGAGAAUCAACGCCUGGAGACAGUCCCUCCACUGUGAACAAGCUUUUGCAGCUUCCCAGCAUGACCAUCGAAAAUAUCUCUGUGUCUGCCCACCAGCCACAGCCCAAACACAUCAAACUUGCUAAGCGGCGGAUACCCCCAGCUUCUAAGAUCCCAGCUUCUGCAGUGGAAAUGCCUGGUUCAGCAGAUGUCACAGGAUUAAAUGUGCAGUUUGGGGCUCUGGAAUUUGGGUCAGAACCUUCUCUCUCUGAAUUUGGAUCAGCUCCAAGCACUGAAAAUAGUAAUCAGAUUCCAAUCAGCUUAUAUUCGAAGUCUUUAAGUGAGCCUUUGAAUACAUCUUUACCAAUGACCAGUGCAGUACAGAACUCCACGUAUACAACUUCCGUCAUUACCUCCUGCAGUCUGACCAGCUCAUUGCUGAGUUCUGCUAGUCCAGUAGCAACGUCUUCCUCCUAUGACCAGAGUUCUGUGCAUGGCAGGAUCCCAUACCAAAGCCCUGUGAGUCCAUCAGAGUCAGCUCCAGGAACCAUCAUGAAUGGACAUGGUGGUGGUCAAAGCCAGCAGACACUAGACACUCCAAAGACAGCAGGCCCUCCCUCUGCCCUCCCAUCUGGGAGCUCCCUGCCCAGUACCACCUCCUGCGCUGCACUUCUGCCAUCCACAUCCCAGCACACUGGCAACCUGAGUGGCAGCCCUCUCUCUCAGCUUAGCAGUUCACUCUCCAGCCACCAGAGCAGCCUCUCCUCUGCGCACACAGUCCUCUCCUCGAGCACGUCACACACACAUGCCAGUGUGGAGAACGCUCCUUCCCUCCAGUCCUCAGCCACCUUCUCCACGGCAGCGACCUCCACCUCGAGUUCCGCAUCCUCAGGCACUAGCCUGUCCAGUAGCAUGCACACGGCGAACAGCCUCUGCCUGGGUGGGACCCCCACGAGUGCGUCCAGCAGCAGUACCAGGGCCGUGCCUUUGGUGACCUCAGGCAAAGCACCCCCAAACUUGCCCCAAGGGGUGCCUCCCCUGCUGCACAACCAGUACCUCGUGGGUCCCGGAGGACUGCUUCCUGCCUACCCGAUCUAUGGCUAUGACGAGCUCCAGAUGCUGCAGUCACGGCUGCCAGUGGACUACUACGGAAUUCCCUUUGCCGCACCCACAGCACUUGCUAGCCGAGAUGGGAGCCUAGCUAAUAAUCCAUAUCCAGGUGAUGUCACAAAGUUUGGCCGUGGGGACUCUGCAUCCCCUGCACCCCCUACCACACCAGCUCAGCCACAGCAGAGCCAAUCACAGACCCACCACACAGCCCAACAGCCCUUCCUGAACCCUGCGCUACCACCUGGCUAUAGCUACACUGGCCUUCCCUACUACACAGGCGUGCCCAGUGCCUUCCAAUAUGGCCCCACCAUGUUUGUCCCUCCAGCCUCAGCCAAGCAGCAUGGGGUGAACCUCAGUGCCCCAACACCUCCUUUCCAGCAGGCCAGUGGUUAUGGCCAGCAUGGCUACAGUACAGGUUAUGAUGACUUGACCCAAGGGACAGCAGCAGGAGACUACACCAAAGGUGGCUAUGGUGGACCAUCACAGGCACCAAACAAGUCUGCAGGUUCUGGACCUGGCAAAGGAGUAUCGGUGUCUUCAAGCACCACUGGUCUACCUGAUAUGACUGGUUCUGUCUACAAUAAGACCCAGACUUUUGACAAGCAGGGAUUUCAUGCAGGAACCCCUCCACCUUUCAGCCUGCCCUCCGCCUUGGGUUCCACUGGGCCCCUGGCCCCUGGAGCGGCCCCUGGCUAUGCGCCCCCACCAUUCCUGCACAUCUUACCAGCCCACCAGCAGCCCCACUCACAGCUGCUGCACCAUCAUCUUCCGCAGGAUGCGCAGAGUGGCUCGGGUCAGCGCAGCCAGCCCAGUUCCCUGCAGCCCAAGUCUCAAGCCUCCAAACCCGCCUACGGCAACUCUCCAUACUGGACAAACUAAACCCGAAGAGAGGGGUGGGUUGGGGCAAGGCUUACCCUGGGCAGGAGAGAACACAUGAGCACAUAUAUAGGAGCCCAGUGCCCUUUCCUAGAAUUCCCAAGACUAACUGUGUCAGCCGUGCCUCUGUGGGGAGCCUGCCUCCCAGACUGGCUAUUGUAUGUAAUGUAUUUAUGUAUGUAUUUGUAAAUGUGAUAGAAGUCUAGGGGAGUGGAGGGGAUGGCUGCAGAUGUUAGCCAGGUCUGCUCUCCCCAUUCAAGCCCCUUUUCUGCUGUAGCAAAAUAAGCCUCUCCACCCCAUCUGCCUUCAGGCCUUCUUCAUAGCUGCUGCUGCCCAGUGGGCCAUUAGGGGCAGUCUCUGGAAGGCUGGUUCAAGGCCAUUUGGGUAUAGGGGUCAGGUACCAAUGAAGAAUCACGACUUGUCUCACUCCUUUGGAAACUAUUAUUUUAGUUUUCUUUCCUGUGUAAUUCAUACCCCUAUUUCUGAGAAACUGUUCCUUUUGUCAUCUGUCAUGGUCCCCUUCCACCAAAUCUUGGGAAUAGUAGCGAUAUCCCUCCACCCAACACAAAUAUGGGCACCUGUUUUUCUUCAUAUAUAACAGGGGCUUCUGGUCUGGUCAUAUCCCUAGAGACUUACUAGAGACUGGCUGACCAUUUAAAAAAUAAUAAUCAUCUGAGUUGUUCAGCCAUUCAGCUCCCCUUUAAAAAUCAAAGAUAUCUCCAAGCAACACAUCUCUCUUCCAGUGUCUUGAACCAGGUGGGCAGCUGUUUCAGGGGUUUUCUCUUGCCCAAUCCCCACCUAAUAAAGUUCUGAGAGCAUG